This is a messenger RNA of Cylas formicarius (sweet potato weevil), 2398 nucleotides long. It is a transcript of the gene RhoGAP68F, whose product is annotated as rho GTPase-activating protein 8. Gene Ontology annotation, biological process: negative regulation of endocytic recycling; small GTPase-mediated signal transduction. NCBI's taxonomy places the organism in Eukaryota, Metazoa, Arthropoda, Insecta, Coleoptera, Brentidae. The transcript has 6 exons. Gene Ontology annotation, cellular component: cytoplasm. Gene Ontology annotation, molecular function: GTPase activator activity. The record is from RefSeq and is a predicted model, not a curated record. The coding region runs from base 211 to 1635 and encodes 474 amino acids.
UUUACGUCAAAUCAGUGAUUUAUCAUCAUAUUUUGCGUUAUAAACAUUGUAAGAAAACUAAUACGAAGUGUUUAAUAAAUCAACCCUACGCUACUUUCAUUAAUGAAAAGCGAUGGUUGCUAUUCUCGGUCCCGGUAGCUUUUGUAUUUCUAACAGUUAAUAAACAUUUGUGGGUGUGUUAAAUUGCGAUAUGACCAGUUGAAGUUUGCAAUGGAUACUAACAAAAUUAGCCCUUCCAAAAUUGGCCCAGUGAAUUUAGUUGCUGAGAAUGAGGAGCCCUACCCGAGUCUGUCGGACUAUCACGAUUAUGAACCGAACCUUGAAUUUGAUGAUUCAGAGUUACACCAAAGCCCUAAUGCUGUGGUUACUACAGCUGAAUUCAUACAAAUAGAAUCAAAUGGGAUGGGCUCACCAGUAUCAGAUUUUACUGAGGAUAAUUUUGAGGAAGAAUUGGCAGAAGCGAUUGAUGAAAAUUUUGAUAGCUUGAUGUUUCUGUCAUCAUAUCCCGCAGUGGGAGAGGCAACGGGACCCGAACAGUACUCAGAAAUUGCCAAAUAUGGUAUUGUGGAUGUAAAAGGUGAUGACUCAGUCGGUAGGAAAAUUAUUGUGGUUUAUGCUUGCAAAUUGCCACCAAUUAAGCAGAUCGAUCACACGUUAUUUCUAAGCUACCUUAAGUACACAUUAGAGAAUUAUGUAAAGCAAGAUUACAGCCUUAUAUACUUCCACUUUGGUCUCAACAGUAAAAAUAAACCAUCAUUAGGAUGGUUAGUACAAGCUUACAAAGCUUUUGACCGCAAUUACAAGAAGAAUUUGAAAGCCCUGUAUCUAGUCCAUCCUACCAGCUUCUUAAAGUUUGUGUCCCAAAUAUUCAGACCUCUUAUUAGUGCCAAGUUUGGCAAAAAGCUAAAUUAUAUCAAUUCCCUUAAAGAGUUGAAUGAUUUUGUGCCUGUUGAUAAAUUGGAUAUUCCAAGCGCUAUCAUCGAGCAUGACAAAAAGCUUGGGGGCACAUUGCAACCUUUACCGGUGGUAAAUAACCUUCUUGGACCCGUGUUGCCAACACAACAGUUUGGUGUAACUUUGCAAUUUAUUAGGGAUCAUUACAAUGUUUUAAUACCUCCAGUGGUUAGCCAGUGUGUGGAAUAUUUGGAUCAACCUGAUGCACUGGAAACUGAGGGUAUAUUCAGGAGAUCAGCGAAUGCCAACAAAGUAAGAUCUUUAAAGGAAAUUGCCAAUGCUGGACAGUCCUUGACCUUUGAAGACCCCCAUGAGGCGGCAGUUCUGCUAAAGAAGUUUCUAAGAGAUCUGAAAGAACCAUUAUUAACAUAUGAGCUUUACGAUGAAAUUGUGCAGUUUCAAAGUUGGAAUAAAGAUGAGCAGUUGAGGCAGGUUUCAAUACUAGUCAUGGAGAAAUUGCCCGAAGACAAUUAUAAGUUGCUUAAGUAUAUAAUCAGUUUCUUAUCAAGGGUAAUGGAACGGUCAGACCUUAAUAAAAUGAAUGCCCAAAAUUUGGCUGUAGUCUUUGGUCCAAAUUUGGUUUGGUCAGAGCUGGUUUCCAUGUCCCUGGCGGCAAUAGGGCCAAUUAACAUGUUCACUCAGUUUUUAUUGCAGCAUCACAACGAAAUAUUUAUGAUUUAGUUUUUCUAAGGCUGAUAGUUCUUUUGCAACAGGGGAAAUGUUUAAAAAUCUUGGGUUGUAGGCGACCAUAUACCGGGUGGCCAAUUAAGGACACUCGGCCUUGUUUUUAUAACUAAUUAUAUCUAUAUUUUAUUAUAUAAAUAAAAGAUUCAAGAGAAAAUGCUUUAAAAAUUUUUAAUUUCUAGAAUCGCAUUUUUGAAAUUUUUUUAGAAAUAUUAUAUUUGUGAAUUGUUUUUGCCCUCCCAUUUAAAAGAAAGGACGUUUUUGGAAAUAAAUAUCAAUAACUUUAGAAUGACUGAAUGUAUUUAUCAAACUUAGAGUUGUUGACUCUUUCUUGAUUGAUUUUAGUUUUUUUGCCUUCUGUAACACAAAAUUAUUUCUCAAAAACUGGGGUUUAAAAUUCAAGAAAGCAUGCAUUAUGCCCCCUAGCGGCUAUUCUGGAAAUUUAAAAAUACUUUCCAGCAUUUUCACUUAGCUGCUUUAGUUAUAAGUUUGUUCACCCCAAGUCUUUAAUUGGCCAUAUAUAUAACUCGGAAUGCAGGAGAGUAAAAUGUCGCAUUGUACAUAUGUAUACAUAUUAAAAUAGAAAUGUAGGAUUGUGAUUCUCUUUUUUUGUAGAAAAGCUUAUUGAAAUGUGAUUAUUUCAAAAGAAGUGUUGGUAGAUGUAUCCUUCAUUUUCAUCGUAAAGUUUCUAUUUCACGUUAAGCUAUACAGGGUUAUUAAAUGCAUAUUAAUUCAAAAUUAAUCGCAUAUAUUAGUUGCU